Coccomyxa subellipsoidea C-169 is the source of this 813-nucleotide messenger RNA. RefSeq lists its product as hypothetical. The record is from RefSeq and is a predicted model, not a curated record. The coding region runs from base 1 to 813 and encodes 270 amino acids. NCBI's taxonomy places the organism in Eukaryota, Viridiplantae, Chlorophyta, Trebouxiophyceae, Coccomyxaceae. The transcript is spliced from 4 exons.
AUGUUGCAAGUGAAGAUCUCGCUGGAGGCUCCACAAGGCUCUGUGGAGAUGUACAUUGCUUCGGCUGAUCUGCCACUUCCCCUCAAGCUGCAGACAAUGCCCGUAUCAGAGGGCAGGCAGCGGUUGCGCGUGGCGCCACCACGGCACCAGCGUAGAGUGGCCCAGCACGAGAAUGCUGAGGCAGCAAAUGCAGUGCAGCAAUUGAUGCCAACAGAUGCGUCCAGAGCUCUCAGAAAGGAGCUGGGGGUCACCAAGGCCAAUCUUCAGAGCAAGACUGCGGAGCUGGGGCAAACUAAGCGGGCAAUGAAGGGCAAGGAUAAGGAGAUUGCACUGUUGAGGGCAGCACUGGUGGAGAGGGACGGGCGGCUGCAGGCCAACAAUGCGGAGUUGCUUCAUGCCCGCAUGGAACUCCAGGAGAAAGACGAAGAGCUGGUGUCAGCAUACCAUCGACUGACAGAGGCCUGUCAGCAGCGCUCGGCAGUGCGUGCUGCCCUCAUUGGCACACAGACCGAGCUUGCCGCCACGUCAGCAGAGCUGGAUGCUUGGACGCACGAGAUUGCCAGUUUCCAGACAGAGCUGGCAGAGCUGGCUGUGGUGGAAGAGGAGCCCACCAGCACUCAGAAUGGUGCAGGGAGAGCAGAAGCCAGGCAGCCAAAAGCAGCAGCACCCUCGGCUGCAGCGUCUGGAAAGAGCAGUGAGAAGGAUAUGAACAGCAUGCUCCAACUGCUGCAGAAUCUUUCCCAGCUCAGCAAUGACCUCAAGAAAGAUGCACAGGAGGACGAUGAAAUUUUCAGGGAGGGCACCAGUGAUUGA